This is a messenger RNA of Lodderomyces jiufengensis, 2244 nucleotides long. RefSeq names its product threonine--tRNA ligase (gene THS1). The transcript has 2 exons. Gene Ontology annotation, biological process: threonyl-tRNA aminoacylation. NCBI's taxonomy places the organism in Eukaryota, Fungi, Ascomycota, Pichiomycetes, Serinales, Debaryomycetaceae. The coding region runs from base 1 to 2244 and encodes 747 amino acids. Gene Ontology annotation, molecular function: threonine-tRNA ligase activity; ATP binding. The record is from RefSeq and is a predicted model, not a curated record. Gene Ontology annotation, cellular component: cytoplasm.
AUGUCUGGAGUUGCUGAUCAAGUUGAAAAAUUAUCUGUUGAAGAUAAAAAUUCCUCGAAUCAAGAUAAACAACCUGUUCAAAAUGAUCAAGUUUCAAAAGCUAAAGAUCAAUCAAAACAACAACAACAAAAACAGCAACAAGGUAAAAAGAAAGACAAAAAAUCAUCCGGAGCAAGUAAUGGAAAUUCAUCAUUAUAUUUAGAUCCACAACCUAAAUUUUUAGAGGAUAGAAUUAAAUUAUUUGAUGAAUUAAAAUUAAAAUAUGAUGAAGAAAUUGCCAAAAAACCAAGAACUUCAAUAAAAAUUACUUUAAAAGAUGGUACCGUAAAGGAAGGUAUAUCAUUUGAAACUUCCCCAUUAGAUAUUGCAAAUCAAAUUGGUAAAUCAUUUGCUGAAAGACAAGUUAUAUCAAAAGUUAAUGGAAAAUUAUGGGAUAUGCCAAGACCAUUAGAAGAUGAAGAAGUUAGUUUAGAAUUUUUAGAUUUUGAACAUCCAGAAGGUAAAGCAGUAUUUUGGCAUUCUUCUGCACAUAUUUUAGGAGAAUCAUGUGAAUGUCAUUAUGGUUGUCAUUUAUCUCAUGGACCUCCAACAGAUGAUGGAUUUUUUUAUGAUAUGUCUAUAAAAGAUGGUACUCAAUUUGUAGUUGAAAGUGAUUAUCUGAAUUUAAAAACUAUUGCAACAAAAUCAAUAAAAGAAAAACAAAGAUUUGAAAGAUUAGAAAUGACAAAAGAAGAUUUAUUAAAAAUGUUUGAAUAUAAUAAAUAUAAAGUACAAUUUAUUUCAGAUAAAAUUCCAGAUGGUACUUCAACCACUGUAUAUAGAUGUGGUCCAUUAAUUGAUUUAUGUGUUGGACCUCAUAUUCCACAUUCUGGUAGAAUUAAAGCUUUUAAAAUUUUAAAAAAUUCAAGUUCAUAUUUCUUGGGUGAUUCUAAAAAUGAUUCAUUACAAAGAAUUUAUGGUGUAUCAUUCCCUGAUAAGAAAUUAAUGACUGAACAUUUACAAUUUUUAAAAGAAGCAGCAGAAAGAGAUCAUAGAAAAAUAGGUAAAGAACAAGAAUUGUUUUUCUUUAGUGAAAUGUCACCUGGUUCUGCAAUGUGGUUACCUCAUGGUACAAGAAUUUAUAAUACUUUAAUUGAUACUUUAAGAUAUGAAUAUAGAAAAAGAGGUUAUGAAGAAGUUAUUACUCCAAAUAUGUAUUCAACUAAAUUAUGGGAAACUUCAGGUCAUUGGCAAAAUUAUAGUGAAAAUAUGUUUUCAUUUGAAGUUGAAAAAGAAACUUUUGGUUUAAAGCCAAUGAAUUGUCCUGGACAUUGUGUUUUAUUCAAAUCAAGAGAAAGAUCAUAUAGAGAAUUACCAUGGCGUGUUGCUGAUUUUGGUGUAAUUCAUAGAAAUGAAUUUUCUGGUGCAUUAUCUGGUUUAACAAGAGUACGUAGAUUUCAACAAGAUGAUGCUCAUAUAUUUUGUACUCCUGAUCAAAUUGGUACUGAAAUUGCUGGAGUAUUUGAUUUAUUAAAAAAAAUGUAUGGAAUAUUUGGAUUUGAAUUUAAAAUGGAAUUAUCAACAAGACCUGAAAAAUUUGUUGGUGAUAUAGAUACUUGGAAUACUGCUGAAGAGAAAUUAGCUAAAGCAUUAGAUGAAUUUUUAGGUAAAAAUAAAUGGGAAUUAAAUCCUGGUGAUGGUGCUUUUUAUGGUCCAAAAAUUGAUAUUAUGAUUAGUGAUGCAUUAAAAAGAUGGUUUCAAUGUGCUACUAUACAAUUAGAUUUCCAAUUACCAAGUAGAUUUGAUUUAGAAUAUAGUUCUGGAGAAGAACAAGGUGUUGCAAGACCAGUUAUGAUUCAUAGAGCUAUAUUAGGAUCAGUUGAAAGAAUGACUGCUAUAUUAACAGAACAUUAUAAAGGUAAAUGGCCAUUUUGGUUAUCACCAAGACAAAUAUUAAUAGUACCAAUUGGACCUAAAUUUUAUGAAUAUGGUGAAAAAUUAAAACAAAUAUUUAAUGAUGAAAUGUUUUAUUGUGAUAUUGAUAUAAGUGGUAAUACUUUACCAAAAAAAGUUAGAACUGGUCAAAUGUAUAAAUACAAUUUUAUUUUCAUUGUUGGUCAAGAAGAACAAGAUAAUUAUGGAGUAAAUGUUAGAAAUAGAGAUAUACCUGAAGAACAAGGUAAAAAUGCUAUGUUAAAUGUUGAUGAUGUUAUUAAACUGUUAAUAAAAUUAAGAGAAGAAAAAAGAGGUGAUAAUAAAUUAUAA